This is a messenger RNA of Nycticebus coucang (slow loris), 3255 nucleotides long. It is a transcript of the gene CELF3, whose product is annotated as CUGBP Elav-like family member 3. Lineage: Eukaryota; Metazoa; Chordata; Mammalia; Primates; Lorisidae. The transcript is spliced from 12 exons. The record is from RefSeq and is a predicted model, not a curated record. Gene Ontology annotation, molecular function: mRNA binding. Gene Ontology annotation, cellular component: ribonucleoprotein complex; nucleus; cytoplasm. Bases 1521 to 2882 code for a protein of 453 amino acids. Gene Ontology annotation, biological process: mRNA splice site recognition; regulation of alternative mRNA splicing, via spliceosome.
CCAUGACACUGGGACCCUGGUUCUAAUUCUACCUCUCCUGGAGGUGGGUGUCUGGCUGCUGAGGCGCCUACAAGGGAAUUUCCUGACAACUGUGGCUGCAGUCUACAGUAUAGGAGAAAAGGGCUGAGCGGCCACUCACCCAGAAAUGGCUGACCCCUGUGCUGUGCCUUGCACACACACAUACACACACACUCCUAAGGAGAUUGAGCCUUGGAGUGGAUAAUCCCAGAUUGGUGGGCGAUAAAGUGGGGGUGGGGGGAUUGGCUGGAGGAUUUGUGUGACUGUUACCCUCCCUCCCCACCAGCUGCUCUCAGAUCCAGAUACCAGGGAAGUGCAGCCCUGGGCAAAGAGCACCAGUUAAAGUGGGGCUUAGAUCUGACCCAUGCUGGGACUGGCAGAGCUGGCCUGCCCUGACUGGCAUGAUGGGAAACCUGGGAAGAGGGUCCAGUGUGAGGAGGGCAGGGGCCACUGUUACUCUGCACCCUUCUGCGUUGAGGAAUGCCACAAGACUUUCAAAUGCUGCAGUGCGAGGGCACUGGCAACCCCCUCACCAGACCACCCCCUUGUCUCAAAGAUGAGGAAUUUGCCUCCCAAUGGAUACAAGUAGUACCCAAGUCUGAGGUCACCAGCUAGUGAGGGGCAGGGGAGGGCCAGUCCUUGAACCCAGGUCUCCUGACUCCCAGUCCAGUGCCUUUCCUGAGGGCGCCUCAGGACAGAAGUGAAUGGCGUGACUUUGACGGUAGUAGGACUGCCUUGCCACCAGAAGAGCAGGGCACCCAGAUGAGGCCCUCUAGCAGUCAAAGUCUUCAAUAGUAGAAUACUUUCUGUUUCUAGAGACUAAGUUCUUCUCCUUUUCCAGUUCCCUUAGUGCUGUCUGCCCUGGUUAAGGAAGUCAACCUGCAGGAGGAAUUUCCAAGUCCUCUCCCGGGACAAGAAUGUGGAGAGUGGUACUAGGAACUUGGUAGGGGUUAGGGAGAGAGGUUAGAGCUCUGGAGGGUUUCUGUGCACAGGACAAAUUCUGAGGGAGUAUGGGGACAGCGUCUCUACCUUUAGAGCUCUCCAGACAUCAAGGAUUUGCUCUGGAGGAGAGAGGCAGAAGACCAGUAUGGCCUCUGCAGGCCUCUGCAAGCAUCUCUCAGGAACCGGGAAGCUUUCUCAGCCCCUCCCCCACCUCCCAGCCCCCACCAAAUCCUCUAUCCCCCCCAGCCCCCGGCAUACCCUGUUCCCACUCCCCCCCAACUCCUUCUCCGGUUGUGUGGAGCAGCAGAAGUGAUAACGUCACCACGGUCGCCAGGGAGACAGGGAGGGAUAAAUCAGGCUGAGUGGGCGGUUGCCAUGGUGCGCAUUCUCCUGUUGCCACGGAGACUGGGCAUCUGCUCCCUUUGUGCUGCCCAAGUGCCUUCCCCCUGGGGUCAAGGGGUAUAGGGGGCAGAAAGAGAGGCAGACACAGCACUAGGGUCAGAAGAAAGUCCAGGCCUCUGCAGAGUCUCCCCCAGUCUAGAGUCCACUGGGGCUUCUUCAUGGGGUGGCCUCUGUGCUCCCACUUUGUAGCAUUGAGGCAGCUCUUACUAAACAGCCCCUUGGUUGGGCUGUCUCAGGCGCUGAGUCUUGUGAGCAGUCCUCUGCUCCCCCAGGAGAGCAGCACGUAUCCCUGGCCGAGUUGCCUGGGGCCUGAUCUGAGCCUGGAGCUGAGCCCCAUGAACAGGCCGAUCCAGGUCAAGCCUGCGGACAGCGAGAGCCGAGGAGAAGACCGGAAGCUCUUUGUAGGGAUGCUUGGGAAGCAGCAGACAGAUGAGGACGUCCGGAAGAUGUUCGAGCCUUUUGGCACCAUAGACGAGUGCACUGUGCUCCGGGGGCCGGAUGGCACCAGCAAAGGCUGUGCCUUUGUGAAGUUCCAGACCCACGCAGAGGCCCAGGCAGCCAUCAACACCCUUCACAGCAGCCGGACCCUGCCGGGUGCCUCGUCCAGUCUGGUGGUGAAGUUCGCUGACACGGAGAAGGAGCGAGGUCUCCGCCGGAUGCAGCAAGUGGCCACCCAGUUGGGCAUGUUCAGCCCUAUCGCCCUCCAGUUUGGAGCCUACAGCGCCUACACCCAGGCUCUGAUGCAGCAGCAGGCAGCCCUGGUGGCGGCUCACAGUGCCUACCUCAGCCCCAUGGCCACCAUGGCCGCUGUGCAGAUGCAGCACAUGGCUGCCAUCAAUGCCAAUGGCCUCAUCACCACCCCCAUCACUCCAUCCUCAGGAACCAGCACCCCUCCUGCCAUCGCUGCCACGCCUGUCUCUGCCAUCCCUGCUGCCCUGGGUGUCAACGGCUACAGCCCGGUGCCCACCCAGCCCACUGGGCAGCCUGCCCCUGAUGCUUUGUAUCCCAACGGGGUUCACCCCUACCCAGCCCAGAGCCCCGCAGCCCCCGUGGACCCCCUGCAGCAGGCCUACGCAGGGAUGCAGCACUACGCAGCGUACCCCACAGCCUACAGCCUGGUGGCACCUGCGUUCCCGCAGUCUCCCGCCCUGGUUGCCCAGCAGCCCCCACCACCCCCGCAGCAGCAGCAGCAGCAGCAGCAGCAGCAGCAGCAACAACAACAACAACAACAACAGCAGCAAAGAGAAGGCCCUGACGGCUGCAACAUCUUCAUCUACCACCUGCCCCAGGAAUUUACGGACUCAGAGAUCCUUCAGAUGUUUGUCCCCUUUGGCCACGUCAUCUCAGCCAAGGUCUUUGUGGACCGGGCUACCAAUCAGAGCAAAUGUUUUGGCUUUGUGAGUUUUGACAAUCCGGCCAGCGCCCAGGCUGCCAUCCAGGCCAUGAAUGGUUUCCAGAUUGGCAUGAAGCGCCUCAAAGUCCAGUUAAAACGGCCUAAGGAUGCCAACCGGCCCUACUGAGGGCUCCCAGGUCUGGAGACCCCAGAGGAAGAGGCACCUUAUACCCUCUUCCCACAACUGGCCCCAGCCCUCUCUGCACAUCUGCCCUAGGCUUUGAUUGGGCUCUGGGGCAAAAGCUGCUUCAUGGCCCUGGGGGCACAGGACACUGGCCAACUCGCAGCACCCUGCCUCUCUGAAGGGCUGUGGCUAUGCUUCCCUGGCUCCAAGGACCUGUUUCCUCCCAAGGUGCCCUUUUGGCCUUUGUGAAGGAGCAAGGAACAGGCUUGCAGGUUCUGGGGUAUCUGCCUUCUGCUAGGGCUCCUGUGAUGGGCCUUCUGCACCCAGUGUUUGUACUUGCCUCCCCCACCAGCCAGCCUGUUCUACCUGUACAGGC